AUGCAAAUCCCCUCAGCCCUUUAUAUUCUUCCUCCUUUAGCAAUCUUCAUUUUCACUACCAGAAACAUGUUCCAAAUCCUUCAUCAGUCAGUCAUGUUCAAAACUAUUUAUCAAGUAGCUUCCCAGUUGAAAUGGGCUUGGGAUUUCCUGCUUCACCAGUCCUUCUUUCAGCAGUAUUCCAGUGUCGACAUGCUGCAAAAUCUUGAUGAAGUCAGUGGAACGCGUACCGGGCCGCGAAAUAUAACUGAUUCUAUGGAUGAAGUGGAAUGUUCAAUUUGCCUAUGUAAUAUUGAUGAAGAAGAUGAAGUUAGAGAGCUGAAACAUUGCAAACAUAUUCCUAGAAUGGCUGCUGAGGUUUACGAACAAGUUUUAGUGUUUGAUUUCUGUACUGUUGGAUAUGGGCACUGGACACGCCCUUUAUGUCAAAAUUAUUUGAGGAUUCCUAGACUGGCUGAUGAGUCGUCUGCUGUGAGCUUUGAGGAUUAUUGGUUUUCAAAAUUUGAAUCUUGUGAUCCAAGAGUAGAUGAUCUAAUGGAGUCUGAAGGUGGCAAGAAGUCCAGUAAUAAAUCCUUAUUCUACGAAGCUCCCCUUGGAUACAGCAUUGAAGACAUUCGACCAAACGGUGGCAUCAAGAAGUUUCAAUCUGCUGAAUACUCCAAUUGUGCUCGCAGACCAUCUUGA
Molecule: messenger RNA, 681 nt
Organism: Fraxinus pennsylvanica
Lineage: Eukaryota; Viridiplantae; Streptophyta; Magnoliopsida; Lamiales; Oleaceae
Source: the annotation of a GenBank genome assembly